Messenger RNA from Gymnodraco acuticeps, 1338 nucleotides. Its product is annotated as extracellular serine/threonine protein kinase FAM20C-like. Lineage: Eukaryota; Metazoa; Chordata; Actinopteri; Perciformes; Bathydraconidae. Gene Ontology annotation, cellular component: Golgi apparatus. The record is from RefSeq and is a predicted model, not a curated record. Gene Ontology annotation, biological process: protein phosphorylation. Gene Ontology annotation, molecular function: phosphotransferase activity, alcohol group as acceptor.
GACAAUGUUACGAAUGCGCUAUCGCUCCAGGACAAUAUGUCUUUCCUUGGCCUUCUUCACCGUUUUCUUCCACCUCCUGCUGGUGCUUGUCUCUCUUCCUAUUAACCAGCAGUCCUGUGACCCCCCGCUGACCCCCAGGACCAACAUCCUGAGAGAGCUGGCCCACAAAGACCAGUCCUCAGUGGGGAGCGAUGGUCCAGCUGAGGCCUCCACUGGGAGACAGGCGUACAGUAAGGAUGCCAGGAUGGAUUCCAGGAAGGAUGCUAGUAAGGAUACCAGAGGUGGAUUUGACCCGAUGGACGUGUCCUCUGUCACUGAGCGAUCUCUGGAGUCUGAUCAGAGGAAGAUGGAGGCUCUUUUUGAUCAUCCUCUCUACAACAUGCCCGGCCUCCCCGUCCCCGAGGAGGACCGGCUGCUGAAAGUCAAACCAAGAGUCCAUUCCAGUGACAAGAGCUCCCAGAUGUGGGUGAGUGUGAGUGAGGAGGAUAACGAGGACGUCCGGUGGAACAGCAGCAGUGACUCUCACCCCCCCUGGCUGCGCUUCCAUCUUGGUAUUUCCCGCUGGCAGCUGUUCGCUCACCGGGACCAGAACAUGGCGACGCUGACUCAGCAGAUCGCCACGCAGAAAGUCGUCAGCGCAGUGCAGAAGUCCGGGGGGACGCAGCUGAAGCUGGUGAUGACAUUCACAAACUACGGACAGGCGCUGCUGAAGCCCAUGAAGCAGGAGAGAGAUGAAGAAACCAACUACAACCUGUACUACUUCUCAGACUUUGAGAGACACAACGCAGAGAUCGCAGCGUUUCACCUGGACAGGGUGCUGGGCUUCAGGAGAAUUCCCCCUGUUGUUGGGAGGCUGGUGGAUGUUGUGGAGGAAAUUAAGGACGUGACGACAGACCGUAAACUGGCUCGGACCUUCUUCACUUCCCCAGUGGGCAGUGUGUGUUUCUACGGCCAGUGUUCGUACUACUGCUCCACGGAGCACGCAGUGUGUGGUCGGCCCCGCCUGAUGGAGGCCUCUCUGGGGGUCAUGCUGCCCGACCUCUCCCUGGCCCCCCGCCGCACCUGGAGGUCCCCCUGGAGACGCUCCUACAGCCGCAGCAAGAGGGCCAAGUGGGAGACAGACCCAGAUUACUGCUCCUCAGUGAAAAAGACCCCUCCAUAUAACAAAGGCACGAGGCUGCUGGACUUCAUGGAUAUGGUGAUUCUGGACUUCCUGAUGAAUAUACCAGCGUAAAUGUAGACCUCCAACACACCGUUUGUAUUAGCUAACCUCCUGAUGGUGUUCACAGAGAGGUGAGCAGCAUGUUAGCUAACUCAGAGAAGAGAUCCCCGGAUGGA